AUGGGGGACGUGCAUAGCAGGAGGACUCCUCCCUUCCCUUCGCCAACCGAAACUGUUUCCUCUGCUGCUGUCCCGCAGCCUCAUCGGCAAGCGCGAUCGCCAUCGAGUUACCGAACUACCUCCGACCCCGACUACGCGGGUGGCAUAUCGUUGGAUGGACGGACUGGCCGUGGAGAUGGAUCAUCGAAAGAGCCAGCGCGGUUACCUCGUCUUUCACGCGGCGAUUCGGCGGAUCAAGUCGCGGGCCUGACACCCGUCACGGAAGACACACACCCGGGAAGUGAGCGGCAGGAAGACCACGGCCGGUCUUCGCAAACCCUGAAGGAGCUGCGGCGACAGAUGGAGGAGCUACUGGUAUAUCAACAGAUGCAGCAGAGCCAAAGCCAGAACCAGCCGCCGCCGAUACACGCGGGCGCUGUCCCUCCCCUGUCGAGCGAAACUCCCAGAAAGCGGCGGCUGUCGACCACAACCACCGAGGUGCCCGUGACCAUCGUCCAGCCAUCCUCGGGGUCGGGAGGCUCGGCAGGAACGAUCAAGGGCGUCGACGAAUCCGUUUCAACCAACCCGCACACGACACAGACGCCGUCGUAUCCCUUCCCACGGACCCAGGAUCAGAUCAAUUCGAUCAAAGCAUCAGCGGAGCAGACAGGGCGGCAGGGUCAAUUUCGGCUGAAGUUCCCCUCCGACAAGCUGCGCUCGUCGCCUGCACCUCGAACCCCGGACGAAAAACCCUCAAAGGCAAAGCAACCAGACCCGCAGCCCACGUUCCUACCGUCCCACCACAGGAGCAUUUGCAAUGAUUCGGAGUUUGCGACGCCAAAUCUGUACGAUCUGACUUUAAAGCUACAUGCGGACCCCGGACUUCGGGCUUGGUGGAAUAAUCUCGUUGAUGUCUUACAAACGCACUAUGGGGCGGAGCGGGCGUCGCUGGCUGUUCCUGGGGAUGCGACAGACCUUGAAAACGUGCCGUGGGGACAGAAGGCGGUAUUCGACGGGAACGCGAGCAUUGAGAUCGAUGAAGCCCAAGCCCUGUCUCUCUUCGAUGGCUCGCCUACGGACACUGCCAGUGGCCGCAAGUACGGAGACGAGAUGAAUCAAACAACAGAAACGGGAUCGGGUCAGGGGGUGAAGAGCCCUACUUCAGUUCCUGCACCGGCUCGUCCGGCUUUGACAUCACGCCACUCAUUCGCUGGGUUUGGCCAUAGCACGAAGCAGCGAACGACAGACCGGGAUCAACAGCAACAUUUUUCCAAGCCAGCCACUACAAAGCCGGAGAAGAAGAAACAUGCCCGCAUUGCCGACCAGGUUGCCCAGACCGACGUGCGCGAUGCUGAGUCCAAGGUUCUACCGAGAAGCUCGCACCAUCCCAUUCGAUCAGCCGUCUUCCCGAUCCCGAGACCGUUGGAGAUGGAGUCGGACCCUCUCAUCAAACGUACCGGCGUGGUCAAACUUUUCGGACGGACCAACCCCAUCGUGCUGACCCGUGAAUAUUCGGAAAACAACGUGACUCGAGUCUCACAGCCACCAAAUGGCUCUGCUCGAAGCCCGGUGGAAACAGUGCAGGUUACUCCAGGGACUGAGGUCCCCAGUGAGGUUGAACCCCCCACCUGCCAGCAGAAAAAGCUCAGUGCACCUCAUCUACGAGAAUAUGAUGAAUACGAGCAAGUACCUCAGUCCCCAUGGUCUCAAUCGCCAGCACCUUCCCCCGCGCUCCGUGCACAUGGAGAUCAAAACCCUUUCUUCACGAACCACGCGGUGGACGAAGGUGCAUUCUUGCAGAACCCACCUGAGCAUGACUAUGCGAAUAUCCAGCCCUUGGAAGCCAUUGGUGUCGAUCAUUCAAAAACCGUGGUUCACAUUUCUUUACUCCAUGGAGGCCACUCUGACCAUGGUUCUUCGUCAACGCUGAGAUUCCCGGUUGCCAUUAUAUCGAUGUUGUCAACAGUAGUGCCCUAUCCACCUAAUCUACGACAAUCACUUGCCCAUUUGAUGCCGCAUCUCACGACGUCUUUCUGCCUAGCCCAGCAAUACAGUCAAUUGGAACGCCAAGUUACCUCCAAGGUGGAGACACCACGAUAUGGGCACCUACUUGGCUUGGGUGGAACCUUCUCCGACGCAAGCAGUGAGUUGGAGCUUGUGGCGGGUCUGAGUGGUCAUGUCGGCUGCUCUGUUGGUGAUGAGACACCCAUGUCCACGCGGGCCAGCAUCAGAAGCCCCAGUGAACGCUCGUCAUCGAAGUAUAGCCCCGCUAUUUCCAAUCUUGGGACACCGGCUUUCGACCUCGGCCAAAUUGGGGUUGGUUCGAACAACCAAUCUCCGGCUCUGCGCUCCGGUGAUACUGCCGAAGGAUAUUUCAAUGUUCAUCAAUCAAAAACGCCCCGCGAUAAUAUCCCCCAGCAACGGCAUCGCUUUUCCAAUCUAAAAACUAACCUCACUCCAUCCAAUCCAUCCUCCCCCGGCAAGACGGCGGGGAAAGGAUCAACAGCCGAAGAGAGUAUUUCACAAGAUCCGAGUGUUGUUAUCGCCUCUCCGCUACAGGAGAUGCGACCACCACCGGUUCCAUUUUCUCCUACCCAGCCUUCCUCUCGUCAGACGUCCACAAACUCCUUUUAUGCCCAGCUUCAGCGGGAAAUGCCUCGGCCAUUCCCCGACACUAUUGCCCAGCUCAUGCUCAACUCGGUCCCUCUUCAUCUUUUCUUGGCCAAGCCUCAAAGCGGCGAAAUGAUCUGGACAAAUGCCAAAUUCGAUGCAUAUCGCAGAAGCAAGCCCCAGGAACAGAAACUGCGGGACCCGUGGCAGAACAUUCAUAGUACCGAAAGGGAUCAAGUGUCUAGCCAGUGGGCCCAUGCCUUGCGUACUGGCUCUCAGUUCACCGAAAGAGUCCGCGUGCGCAGAUUCAACGAUGAAUCCGCUUAUCGUUGGUUCAUCUUUCGCGCAAAUCCUCUACUUUCUGUUACUGGGGAGGUUCUGUACUGGAUUGGCUCUUUUCUCGACAUUCAUGAGCAGCAUAUCGCUGAGCUGAAGUCCGGCCAAGAGAGAGAAAAAUUCGCCACCGAUGCCAAAUAUCGUGCAUUUUCGAAUUCGAUCCCACAAGUUGUCUUCGAAGCUACCGAAAACCGUGGGCUUAUCUUCGUCAACGAGCAGUGGAAUCUCUAUACAGGGCAAAAGCUUGAAGAGGCACUUGAUCUUGGAUUCGCAAAGCACGUCCAUCCCGAUGAUCUCGAAAAAUGCGGCGGGCUCUCCUCUCAGACAAUGCAAAGUUGCGACGACACAAACGAAUCAACAUCGUCGGAUGGCGGAAAGGAGAACCAAGCCGUUUCUUCUGCCCUCGAUGAGCUGGUACGGCGUGGUGUAGCAACCCUACAGGAAGAUGAGAACGGGCGUGUGUUCUAUUCCACGGAAAUCCGUCUUCGUUCCCGAGGAGGUGACUUCCGGUGGCACCUUGUUCGCCUGGUGCGUGUGAAGACAAGCAGCUUUGGUAGCGAAGAGGCUUCUUGGUACGGCACAUGCACCGACAUCAAUGAUAGGAAGAACCUUGAGCGGGAACUCAACAAAGCGAUGAGCCAGCUGAACAACCAGAUGGAAUCUAAAACCAAGUUCUUCAGCAAUAUGUCCCAUGAGAUCAGAACUCCACUCAACGGAAUCCUGGGCACCAUUCCGUUCAUACUCGACACUCAGCUCGACAGUGAUCAGAGACGGAUGCUUGAUACCAUUCAAAACAGUUCCACCAAUCUCCGUGAGCUAGUGGAUAACAUUUUGGAUGUAUCUCGCGUCGAAGCCGGCAAGAUGUCUAUGGUCAAUUCCUGGUUCCACGUCCGAUCUAUGAUUGAGGAUGUUAUCGACACAAUCGCCUCUCGAGCAAUCGACAAGGGCCUGGAGAUCAACUAUUUGAUGGAGGCUGAAGUCCCCGCCAUGGUUAUCGGUGAUCGAUUCCGAAUUCGCCAAGUUCUCAUUAAUCUUGUUGGCAAUGCGGUCAAGUUCACAUCCCAGGGUGAAGUCUACAUCUGCUGCAGCCUGCAUCGUGAUGCGGCCACCAAGCUUAAGGAGACAGAGGCCCUGCUCAACUUCGACGUGAUUGAUACAGGCAAGGGCUUUAGUACACAGGAUGCGGAACGUCUCAUGCAACGGUUCAGUCAGUUGGGAGAGACUGGAUCACAACAACACGCCGGAAGUGGCUUAGGCCUAUUUCUAUCUAAGCAACUGGUGGAAAUGCAUGGCGGAGAACUCACCCCGAGCAGCAAAGAAGGUCAAGGAGCCAAGUUCUCUUUCAACGUCAAGGUUGAUGCUCCUCCGCCCCCAUCACCUGCCGAGACGCCUGGAUUGCUUCGCCAGACCUCCAAUGCUUCCAGGAGACCAGGUGCAUCCCGGACCACAUCUUACGAUCGAUCUUCCUUGCAAGUCCCAAAAAGCUUUGAACCCAAACUUCAGGAUCCGAACACUCUGUCUCCAGAGUUCGACACCCCUGUCGCCCAGUCACCUAUUCUGAGCAGUACCCCGUCCACCUCCAAGGGCCAGCAUCCCUCUUCUGCCUUGUCUUCAGCACUCCCCACUCCAGACGUCUCCACUGCACAUCUGCCCUCUCAGUUCAACCAAGAAAAACCAUCUGAGCCUACAGCUGGGCAAACCCAACCGCCUGCUCAACGUGCAGUCUCUCCAAACAGAACACCUACGAACUCUGCAGCACCUCCUCCGCCAAGUUCCUUCUCCAUAGUUAUUCUGUGCCCGCUUGAUAAUACAAGAAAGGCCACCAAGCAACACAUCGAGCAGGUCGUGCCUCAUGAAGUACCAUUUACGAUUACCACAUUGCCCGACGUGGAUGAAUGGAAGGAUAGGAAGCAAACAUUCAACGCAAAAGGUACGCAUCUGGUACUGAACUUGCCCGCAACAGACGACAUUCUGGAAGUCAUUCAACACAUGUCCGAAGCUGAUGCAAGCACGGCACCCGUAAUUGUCAUCAUUUCGGACUUGUACCAGAAGCGUCAAAUCAGCACCCGUGUCAAAGAGCUGGCGGCUACCGGGAAGCAGAUAUUCAUUGUGCCAAAGCCUGUCAAGCCUUCUGCCUUUUCGACUAUCUUUGACCCCGAAAGCAAACGAGAGUUGAGUAAAGAUCGUAACCAGGACAUGGCGCGGGAAAUCAACAACAACUUCAAGACUGUUUCCAAAAUGGUGAAGGAGGUCCUCGGCAACAAAGGCUACCGCAUUCUGCUCGUCGAGGAUGACGAGACCAAUCGCGAUGUGAUGCUCAAAUAUCUUGACAAGAUCAAACUGAUGUCGGAGACUGCGUCCAAUGGCCAGGAAUGCACGGAUAUGGUCUUUUCGAAAGAGCCUGGUUACUACUCUCUUAUCAUUGUGAGUCCACCCCUUUGUUAUCCCAACUGGCCGGGAUGCACCGGCAACUGGAAGGGCAAUGCUAACACUCUUGAUCUCCAGUGCGAUAUACAAAUGCCAGUGAAGAAUGGUUAUGACACCUGCCAAGACAUUCGUGCCUGGGAACUGAAGAACCACUAUCCUCAGAUCCCCAUCAUGGCUCUGUCAGCCAAUGCAAUGACAGAUCAAAUCGAAAAUGCCGCCCAAGCAGGCUUCAAUGACUAUGUCACCAAGCCAAUCAAGCAUAACGAACUUGGAAAGAUGAUGAUGGGCCUUCUUGACACGAAUAAGCCACUCCUACUCCUCCGGGACCGUCUUCACCCGGGAAGUGACAAAACGAUCACUGCUCGGCGUUGA
Molecule: messenger RNA, 5724 nt
Organism: Penicillium argentinense
Lineage: Eukaryota; Fungi; Ascomycota; Eurotiomycetes; Eurotiales; Aspergillaceae
Gene: pkhB
Product: putative sensor histidine kinase/response regulator
Exons: 2
Coding region: 1-5724 (1907 amino acids)
Biological process (GO): protein autophosphorylation; phosphorelay signal transduction system
Molecular function (GO): phosphorelay sensor kinase activity; histidine phosphotransfer kinase activity
Source: RefSeq, a predicted model, not a curated record